AUGAAAGUGCCUACGCUGCUGAUCUUUAUUGGACUCUUGGCCAGUUGUUACGGAGACAACUAUGCAGGAUAUAGUAGCUAUGGCGGAAGUGGUGGAUAUGGCAACUACUAUGGAGGAGGAGGCUAUGGCAACUACGGAAGCGGAGGUUAUGGAGGCUACGAUGGCGGUUAUGGAUCAGGCGGCUAUGGAGGAGGAGGCUACAGCGGUUCCUACUCACGGCCAACCAGAAGUCGACAACGCACUGGACGCACUUACUCCGAUAUUGCAAGGGUGCUGGUCCAGGAUAGAUAUCUAGGUCUAGGCGCUGGACGUUAUCUACCCCGAGCUCCCUACUCCCCGCUAUGGGGCUAAAAUUAAGCUUACAGAACUCUCCUCGCAUUUAAUUAUAAGCAAUGUUAAUAUUGUAUGACGAAUAAACUAGAAAACCUUUUAGGAUUAUAAUUAUAC
Messenger RNA from Drosophila sulfurigaster albostrigata, 447 nucleotides. Its product is annotated as neuropeptide-like protein 31. The transcript is spliced from 2 exons. The record is from RefSeq and is a predicted model, not a curated record. Bases 1 to 351 code for a protein of 116 amino acids. Lineage: Eukaryota; Metazoa; Arthropoda; Insecta; Diptera; Drosophilidae.